AUGAGCACUUCUGCGGCAGGUGCCGCGGCCGUCCUCCUAACGGCAGGCAUCAUUGUACCAUUCUUCUUCUUUCUUUUAAUUACACGUGUCACAGUCGUCAGACCCGAGGAGGCAGAUGAACCUGGCAAUGGAUAUCGCAAGAUUGGUGUAUCGCAGUCUAGGACUAAUGCCAUCAACCUGAAUCGGACGGCCCACAAACCUCGUCCUGGGCAGCCCCCUGAGCUCCAGAGCCUCUUCAUCUAUCCGCUCAAGUCAUGUCGAGGAAUUGAACUCACCCGCAGCCGUGUACUCCCUACUGGUCUGGAAUUUGACAGGCUUUACACAUUUGCCCAGCAGCGAGAGACGGCGGGUGAAGGCCAAGACCCAUCGACCCGUACUUGGGAGUUCUUGACCCAGAGACAACUUCCUCUCCUAGCCAACGUUGAGGUGGAACUUUGGCUUCCAGUGCCACGGGUAACGGGGAACGGGGCUGAGAUUGGCGAAGGUGCGGAAGAUAAGGGUGGUAUCAUCGUCGUCCAAUUCCCAUGGGCACACACCGGACUUACCGGGCUGGUCCAAUGGGCCAUCACCAAGCUCACCAGAGGUUACAGUGCCCACCCCAAGAAGAAGUUCAUGUUGCCUGUCAACUUCCCCUCAGAAGAAACCAUAAAGACCAACGGCUACGAGUACGAAACCGUCAGGAUCUGGAAGGAGACCACGCUGGCACUCAACUUGUCUAGCGAGGUGCCUCUUGAGAUCAAGUCAUACCUAGGCAUGCAGCCUGAUCGACCCCUAGGCCUAUUCCGUAUGGACCCAUCGAGACAAAGAGAGGUUUUCCGCUGUGCACCUACUAAGGAGACUGCCGGCUACCAGCCUGUUAUCGACUUCCACGAUGCUCUUGCUUGGCAGUACCCUCUUCAUCUCAUGAGCCUCAACAGCAUGUGGGAUUUUGAGUCAAUGAUGCUCAAGGAUGACACGGUGAAUCCUUUGGACGUGCGCCGUUUCCGAUCCAACAUGAUCAUUUCUCGAGCUGAGGCCUACGACGAGGAAACCUGGCGGAAGAUCAGCUUCUCACAUGAUUUCACUGGCGACGAGAAGAGUCUGUUUGACGUCUCCUGUCGCACCGUCAGGCAAGUUGAAUUGAACUAA
Molecule: messenger RNA, 1128 nt
Organism: Geosmithia morbida
Lineage: Eukaryota; Fungi; Ascomycota; Sordariomycetes; Hypocreales; Bionectriaceae
Product: MOSC domain protein
Exons: 3
Coding region: 1-1128 (375 amino acids)
Molecular function (GO): pyridoxal phosphate binding; catalytic activity; molybdenum ion binding
Source: RefSeq, a predicted model, not a curated record